ACGAAAUCUGGGGAAACAACAUCGAGCCUUCGAAACUUUGCUCACAUGGGUGCCCUGAUCGACUUCUCCCCACCCCUCCUGUCUUCUUCUUCAUCACCACCUCAGGCCGCCGAUGAAGACCUCUUAUGCCUGCGCGAGUCCUUCACCCUUGGCCCUCCACCUCCUAUCUCCCCACCAUCGUCGGCGUCGCCUAAGCCACCUCUUACACCACAGUCCCCCUGCUCUUGUCUUUCGACAACUCCUCCGUCUCCAUCGACUCCAUCGACGCCAGUGGCCUUGCCGCUUAUCAUCAUCACUGCACCCACCACUCCACCGCCACUGCCAGCCAAGCCUCGCGCGUAUCAGCAGGCAAUGAACUAUGAAGGGUGCAUUGAGUCCAAGUACUACGACUCUUCUCCGCACUACCAUUGUUCGCAACUGGGUGGUGCACCUCCUGGCUAUCGUCAAGGUCAAGGUCGAGGUCGGCACGCCCGCCAGCGUGACCAUGACGAGCGCCUGGGGUGGACGUAUUGAGAGUUGCGGCCAUUGUCUCCGAAUUUAUUCUACUUGGCGUUUGAAUAUAGAGCCAUUGUGUUAGUGAAUUGUGUGUUAUUCAGCAGGGCGUUCGGCAAGAACACCAUGAGAUUUGUACAUUGGCAUAACGUAGCGUAAUGAACCG
Molecule: messenger RNA, 658 nt
Organism: Macroventuria anomochaeta
Lineage: Eukaryota; Fungi; Ascomycota; Dothideomycetes; Pleosporales; Didymellaceae
Exons: 1
Coding region: 46-513 (155 amino acids)
Source: RefSeq, a predicted model, not a curated record